Messenger RNA from Struthio camelus australis, 2843 nucleotides. The record is from RefSeq and is a predicted model, not a curated record. NCBI's taxonomy places the organism in Eukaryota, Metazoa, Chordata, Aves, Struthioniformes, Struthionidae.
AUGGACAGAGGAGAUGCUUGGAAAGAUGAUCAACGUGCAUACAGUCCUGGGCACAUCAAAGCUGGUUGCAGUGUUAUUAUUGCCUCUCGUAAAUUUGACCGAUUAAAAGCCACCGCAGAAGAGCUGAAUAAUAAAUUUUCUUCCAUGAGUCCUGCCAAAGUGACUCCUAUACAGUGCAACAUCCGGAAGGAAGAGGAGGUAGAAGCUUUGGUGAAGUCUACGCUGAAUCUGCAUGGGAAGAUUGACUUCCUGGUGAACAACGGAGGAGGCCAGUUCAUGAGUCCUACUGAAGCCAUCCGUGCAAAAGGCUGGAACGCUGUGAUAGACACUAAUCUGACAGGAACCUUCUAUUGCUGCAAAGCAGUGUACAAUGCCUGGAUGCAGAAACAUGGAGGAGUCAUUGUCAACAUUACUGCUGCUGUGAGAAAUGGCUUUCCUGGAAUGUCGCAUACAGGAGCUGCAAGAGCUGCAGUGAAUAACCUCACGAAGACUUUAGCGUUAGAAUGGGCCCACAGUGGAGUAAGAAUCAACAGUGUUGCUCCUGGAAUAGUAUUUUCAGAAACUGCUGUUGCAAACUAUGGAGAGCAAGGUGCGAUAAUGUGGUUAAAGAACAUCCCAAAGGUUCCUGCCAAGAGGUCAGCAGUUCCUGAGGAGAUCUCUCCUGCAGUGUGUUUCCUGCUGUCUCCAGCUGCUUCUUACAUAACUGGAAUAACGAUGGUUGUGGAUGGUGGCCAAAGUUUAUAUAGCAGUAACCUAGAAAUACCAGAUCACGACAAAUGGCCCCCACUACCAGAGGGAAGAAAUUCUGAAAUGCUUAAAAAGCUUCUUUCUGGCGAGUUCAAGCCAAAGCUGUAACAGAAUGAAACUUCACCCUAUCCCCAGAUGGACGUUUGCUGAUAAUCUCGCUUUGUGACUUGAAUUUUUAAUUCUCAGUAAUGUGAAUUUCUUGCUCAUACGUAACCACGCUGAGUGCCUUGAUUUUCAUCCACUUAUGUGUAAAAAAUAAAAGGCUAUACGCAAUAAGUUUUAUCCUCUGAAAGUACUCACUCUGUCUUGGAAAGAAGGUGUGAUAGCUUCAACAGUUUAACAUACAAAGUCUUGAAGCUUGUGGUGUAGUAGCAUCAAUCAAAUAGAGCUUCAUAGUUAAAUCCCAGUUUCCUGUUUUGUCAUGUUAACCCAUAAUCAUUUUGUAUGGAAGCUUAAGGCAUGCUUUAUAAAGCUGAGUUGCAAGUCUCAUUGUGGAAAAAAAAACCUGACUAUUUCAAAUUCAGGGUUGUGUGGUUUAUCUUGUAACGUUAUACUGCUCAAAAAAAUAUAUUGCCUUGUUUUGUGCAGUAUCCUUUAUUGCUGAAAGAGAAACUCGGAAUCCUUCAUCCGUCCGUUAAAACGCUUUCUAUCCAUACAGUUUUCCAUUAACCAGAAAUAUUUUAAUACAUUACUUGAAGAUGCUGUAUCUGCUAUAUUAUUCACUUUAAGACAAACGUUCCCAGAUGUUUGAUACCUUUGAUCAAAAUUUAAAAAAUAGGUUAUGAUUUUUUGCUUGCUGUAACAACUGAAAUUUGUGGAAUCGAGUUGCUGCUACAGAAGCGACCUCAUUAAUACUUAAAUUUGGAAUGAAUGUAGUCUUGGCCGUCUUUGCCAGCUGUUUGUUCUCUUCAAAGAUGUUUGACUUCUGUUUAAUUAAAAUGUCGGAAUUUACGUAGGUACAUGUAGAUUGCUUUAUGGUCAUGAAAAUUUGAAUGCCAGUUUUGUGGGGGAUGAGAAGUUUGAGCAUAAAGCUGAAAUGCUUUGUGUAAGACUUAUUCUUCUGAUAUAUCCUCUUUUCUUAGUAAUUGGACGAUCAUUUAUGUGGUUGCGAGGAACUUGUACAGAGAUGAAAUCAGCGUCUUCAAACCCCGUGUGGGUAUGUUUUGAUUAGUGUAUAUAUUAGUUCAGAGCAUGCAGCACGAGAAUUCCUGGAAGAAAGUGUACCUGUUAGGUAACUAAACUCUAGUAGACUAGCCCUUUGCAUUCAAGUGAAAUUGCUUGGUUUACUAAAAGAUUAUUUCUGCAUUCUUCACAUCUUUCUAUAGAAGGAGUUUAAACAUAGGUAAUCAGGCUUAAGACUCAUGGAAUUUACUUUCUCCUGUUGGCUGUCAGCUUCUAUGAUACAUGUAGACUGUAGAUUUGAGGUGAAAUGGAAAUGAUUUGAUGAAACCAAAUGACUUUUAAUAUAUCCCAGAACUGUUCUCUGCAGAAGUUGAACAUAAAACUGGAAAUAAUUAUUUCAUACUGUUGCAAAUCUUCUCUGUAACUUUGCUGGAGUCUGAAUGUCAUGAAGAGGAGAAGUUUAUGCCUAAGGAUGAUGAAACGCAUUAUUCAAGUCUGUGAAAUGGAACACUGGAAAGGUUACGUUCUCCUGUGUGGGAGACAUGUUCAGUCUGCAAUGAAUAAACUCCUCCGCAAGUAAGAACCGUAACAUAUCUUUCUGCUUGCACUGAGUACAAGGCAUGUUUAUUUGACCUUUAAUUCUUCAACUUCCAGGCAAAGCAAUGGGUGUCUAACGAAGAUCUAAGCUAGCAGAGGUACUUUCCUGCAUGUGCUUUUUAUGGCAAGAAGGUGAAACAACCAGCAUGUGUGGAGUCAUAAGGCACUGUGGCUUAGUGCAUUAGUAGAGUAUAUUCACAAUACUCUAGGGGUAAGUACAGUGUAAGAAUAUAGAAAAUGCAUCCUUGAAAGGGGAAACAUUAAAGUCUUCUCUGCAUUAUCUGCAGUCAUUUUUGAGUAAUAAUACUAAUGUGUCCUGUGUGCUGAGGCUUACUGUGAAUAUUAAAACACAUAUCACGUUGUAUUAGAUAUUUGGA